Panicum virgatum (switchgrass) is the source of this 1358-nucleotide messenger RNA. RefSeq names its product MEIOTIC F-BOX protein MOF-like. Gene Ontology annotation, molecular function: protein binding. The transcript has 3 exons. The record is from RefSeq and is a predicted model, not a curated record. NCBI's taxonomy places the organism in Eukaryota, Viridiplantae, Streptophyta, Magnoliopsida, Poales, Poaceae. Bases 72 to 1358 code for a protein of 428 amino acids.
UCGCCAUCGAAGCUAUCAAUCCAACCGAGAUCCUAACUGAACAUCUGCUAAUUAAGCGCGCAGCUCGCACGAUGGAAGCCCUCGGCAAGCGGAAGCGCGGCGGCGACGAUGCUGGCGGCGGCGGCGGCGGCGACCGGCUGAACGCCCUGCCGGACCACCUCCUCCACGAGGUCAUGUCCCGCAUGAAGGCCCGGCAGAUGGUGCAGACGUGCGCCCUCUCCCGGCGGUGGCGGCACCUCUGGCCCAAGGUCCCGUGCCUCGACAUCGACCAGCGCGAGUUCCUCCACGCCGGCCACGACAAGUUCGACGACUUCGUCUACUUCCUGCUGCGCGAGGUCCCCGUCGCCCGCCUGGACGCGUUCCGGCUGCACGCCAACGAGGGCUUCGACAAGGCCGGCCUCGUCGCCACCGGCGGCGCGUCGGCGUGGAUCCGCCGCGCCGUCAUGGCCAGCGCCCUGGCCGCGCCGCCACCUGCGCGCGACGGCGGGCCGACGACGACGAGCUCCUCCGGCUCCUGGCGCCUCAGGAGGCUGCACCUCUCCGGCGUGCGCCUGGAAGGGCCCUUCGCCGAGCACGUCAGGUCACGGUGCCCGUCCCUGGAGGACCUGGAGCUGAGGGCCUGCACGUGCCGGUUCCGCGCCAUCGCCUCCGGCUCGCUGGGGAGCCUGUCCCUGGUGCGCUGCGCGUCAGCGGCCAAGGAGUUCGCCGAGAUCUCGGCGCCCAGGCUGAGGAGCUUGGUUGUCGACCAGGGCUCCUCGAGCUCGAACGACGUCGCCUCGCCGACGCCGUUCGUCGUCACGGCCCCGGCCCUUGCUCGUCUGUCCCUGGUCGUGUCCCCUUACAACUUCCCCGGCGGCGUUUCCUUCGGCGAGAUGGGAUCCCUUGCCAGGGCAUCGAUUCAUCUGAAGGAACGGGAGACAAUGGCGAAGCGUGCGCACCACAGAAGCCAUCUGUUCAAGAUUCUUCGCAGCGUGUCGAACGUGACUAGUCUAGAGCUUAAUGGCUUCGACGUGACGGUGCCUGUCGAACCACCUUCAUAUCCAGAAUUCAAGAACAUGAGAGCCUUGAUACUGCGCAACUACGAUCCCGAUGGUAAUUUCCAGACAUUGGGACACUUUCUUCAGAGUUCACCUAUAUUGGAGAAGCUUACUUUGCAAUGUUGCAAGGAUACGAGGAAAAAGAAAGGAACCUCAAAGAUGAAGAACAUCGACCCAAACCUUAUGGACGUCCGGUGCGAGAACCUCAAGCUUACUGAAAUCAUAUACAAAGAUGACGACGUUGGCCAACUUGUCGAGUUUUUACUGCGAUUCUCAAGGAAUCUACCGAACAAUAACAUAAGACUAAUCAAGAUAGAUUGA